Corythoichthys intestinalis (scribbled pipefish) is the source of this 2051-nucleotide messenger RNA. It is a transcript of the gene dda1, whose product is annotated as DET1 and DDB1 associated 1. Bases 345 to 653 code for a protein of 102 amino acids. The transcript has 5 exons. Gene Ontology annotation, biological process: positive regulation of proteasomal ubiquitin-dependent protein catabolic process. The record is from RefSeq and is a predicted model, not a curated record. NCBI's taxonomy places the organism in Eukaryota, Metazoa, Chordata, Actinopteri, Syngnathiformes, Syngnathidae. Gene Ontology annotation, cellular component: Cul4-RING E3 ubiquitin ligase complex.
CUGUAUAUGUGAUAUUUAUGUAUACCUUCAUGCUAGCUCGUGAACUCCCGAACAACCAGCUCUGCUAAUUUAUGCCUUGUUACCCGGCAGUGUUUUUCGGAGCGCUACACUUCUCCGCACUUCUGAAUAUAGAAUGAAAAUAGCGUUUUGAGUGCGAGAGUUGUGUUUGCGUGGCAAGCGCCACCGACUGACGAGCCGUGUCGGUGUCUUAUUCCGUCAAGUAGCAGGCUAUCGGUAACAGUCGUAAACACAUUGGCUGCUGCUAUCACGACGUGUACAGCGGGGUCCGCAGCAGCAAACGCAACAGUCGGCGUCGAAGGUGGAUUUUAUUGUCGGCCGCUGUCAUGGAAAAGGCAGAUUUCCUAAAAGGCCUUCCCGUCUACAACAAAAGCAACUUCAGCAGGUUUCAUGCAGACUCUGUCUGUAAGGCGUCUAAUCGGAGGCCUUCUGUCUAUCUUCCAACACGUGAAUACCCUUCUGAACAGAUUAUUGUCACAGAGAAAACCAACAUCCUUCUGCGCUACCUCCAUCAUCAGUGGGACAAAGAGAAUGCAGCAAAGAAACGGGAACAGGAACAAGGGGAGGGUGACAGCCCUGCACCUCCAAGAAAGAUCGCCAGGACAGACAGCCAAGAAAUGAAUGAAGACUCAUAAGUGUGAGCGUUUGUUUGCGUGUGUGUGUGUGUGCAGGGCAUAGCCAAUCAAAACAAAUUCAAGUAAGAAAAGGUAUUCCCACUUGAGUGACGGCUUCUGGCUAUACCUCUCAUAAGGUAGGCGUCUAAGAGUGCUUCACUGUGAAGAAGUAAAGUAAAUCCACACUUUGAAACAUUCGUAACAGCUCUUUGACAACUAAGACUCAGAGGUGUAUUUGCCAUUUGUUGUUGGGAUAUGUGUACUGUAUAAUGUAUGUUUGUAUGCAUGCCGAGCUGCGUGUAUUGUGCUGUACAUGUGAGGUAACCGAUUUGUUGAAAAGGCAGGUUUAAAGUGGGCGAGAGACUUGACCAGUCUAGUCUUGAAUAGCGUCUCUAUUUGACUUCUGCCGUUCUAUUGUUUAUUGUUCGAGUACAGCGCUUCCUGCCUGCCAAAGUGCCCCCCCUUUCAGUUUUACUGCCCACUCUGUAACAAUAGCGAUGUUUUCCCCGCUUUUUGAAUCCACACACACACGAGUGCACUGUGAAGAACAGCACAAAGUAGAAGCGCCGUUCUCACGUAUUUUUCCAGUGCAGCGCUCAAUUAUGUUUUGGCUGUUUUUUUGUUUUGUUUUUUUAAAUCCGCAUCUCCACGAAAGCAUCUUGCGCCUACCAUCUAAGCAAGAAAGGUUCGUACAAGCUAAUUUUGGAUUUCCGGGUCUGAGUAAAUUGUAACAGACUACAGUUUGUGUAAAUAAAUGUCAAUUUCAUAAUUUAAUUUAAUGUGCACUUGUUAAAAAAAAGUCUAUUUAGGUACAUUGUAAGAAAACUACAGUUAACAGCCUUGGUGCAGAGUAGACUUGAUCCUGGCCUUGCCUGUUUUUUUGUUUUUUUUUCUUUUUCUUUUCUAAUGGCAUUUGUGGAUUGUUAGCCUUAGAGGCCUUACGACUGGUCGUCACGGUUUGGAUCCUGUUGUGUUCCCGCGUCAACUUUUUUCUUAAGUAGUUUGAUGCUGCUGGGUUCAAAAAGAUUGUUUUUAGCAUGCAGUCAAAUGCAGUUGUCAUCCAGACUUGUUUUAUCAGUUCCUUUUACUGUUCAUUAAAAUACUGAAUAAAGAUAUGUACAAGUUUGUUUGAUGGGGAUUAAAACAAUGUGGUCUGUCAUCUUGCUACACGUUGUGUAAAUAUCCUGUCAGUUUCAGGCACAAGACCAUUUUAUGCUUCUGCUAAGACUGUUGUACAACACCUGAAGCCUUUUCCUCAUCUUAUGUGUUAGAUCAGAUGUUUUUUUUCCCCCCUAGCUUUGCUGAAAUAAAACUGGACUGACAUAAUUUGGGUCGCAUGGUGCUUUUUUUCCCCCCAGUUAGAGGUCUUUUGUAGACAAGGGCGUAGGUUUGCAUAGGGACGGUAGGGACAUAACACUA